This is a messenger RNA of Ahaetulla prasina, 1883 nucleotides long. RefSeq names its product coiled-coil domain containing 136 (gene CCDC136). The transcript has 10 exons. Gene Ontology annotation, cellular component: acrosomal membrane. The annotation marks the transcript as partial. NCBI's taxonomy places the organism in Eukaryota, Metazoa, Chordata, Lepidosauria, Squamata, Colubridae. Gene Ontology annotation, biological process: acrosome assembly; single fertilization. The record is from RefSeq and is a predicted model, not a curated record.
GAGGAGAAGGAAGAAGAGGAGCAGAAGGACAAGGAGGAAGAGGAGGAAGAGGCGAAAGAAGAACCUAAGAACUCGUCCAAGGAUGACGGGAAAACCUCCGAAGAAGAUUUGGAGCACAACCUCCAGGUUCAGGUGCUGCAGCUUCUAGAUGAGCUGGAGGAAACCCGGGAGAUAGUCCUCAAACAUGAAGAAGACGCGAUGGAAUUGCAAGGUCUACUGGAAGACGAGCGCCUAGCGAGCGCCCAUCAAGCGGAGAUCUUCACCAAACAGAUCCAGCAUUUGCAAGCCCAGAUGCACAUGCGGAAGGAUGAGCUGGAUUCCUUGCAAGAGACGAAGGAGGUAGAACAGGAGCAGGUGGCCCAGGAACUGCUGGAGGCCAAUGAGGAGAUCCAGAACCUGCGCCUGGAAGCCGAGGAAGCGGCUGCCCUCCACGAGAACGAGAUCGCCAGCUUGCAAGAAGAGCUUUGCCGGAUGAAAGCCGAGCUGGAAAGAGUCCAACGGAUCCACCAUGAGUACGAAAUGGAGCUCACCGCCCUGCGGGCCGAAAUCCAGAUGAUGCAGGACUCGGCCCCCAGAAACAGGGUCAGCGCUAGUGGAACCCCACUUCAGGAGCAACAGCUGCCCAGUGCGAGCGAGGAAAUAGCUCGGCUCCAAGGUGAGCUGGACAUUGCGAGAGUCCAAUACACGGAUCUGAAAGAAGAGUUCCUGACUUUGCAGGCUAGCAACAAGCUUAUGGUCCAGCAGCUGGAGAAACUUGAAGCCAUGAAAUACAACAAGUACCGAAGCAGGAUGGAUGACUCUCCGUCUCUGGAGUCCAUCUCUCAGUGGCCCACGGAUCGCCGCUACUCCCUCAUGAAGCAACCCGCCAACCAGAAGGGCAGCUGUGUCUCCUUCUGGUCGGUGGAAAUUGUCGGCGUCGCCAGCGACUACACCGAAGAAGAGAGGAUGGAGAAGGUGGAAGAGGAGAGUGAGCUCGAAGGGGCGCAUCAGCCGUCGGAGGAGGAGAAGGUGGAGAAGGUCCAGACGCAGGGCAAUGUGUCCCAGUGCACUCUGGCUGAAAUUGAGAACGAGGACCAGGCUUGCUACCAAGACGUAGAUUUUAAGAAAAAACCGAGAAGGAGGAGAGACUCUGAUGUCCGUAAGGGCGUUAUUGUGACCCAGUGGAAUCUGCUAGAAACGGAGAAAGAAGACCAGUCUUCCUACCCAGAGCUGAUCAAUAAGAGAAGAUCGAGGAGGAGAGAAUCCUUGAAAGAAGGGAGAGAAGAUGACUUUAAGAGUUGGAGGGAGAAGGCAAGGAAUACAGAGUUUUUUCUCCUUGACCCAGAAGUCAACGGAAGUUCAGAGAGGGAAGGGCAGGCCCAGCUUAGUCUGCCAGAAAUGGAGAGAGAAGAUCAGUCUUCCAGCCAAGAUCCGAGCAAUGAGAGAAGACCGAGGAGGGAGAGGAGCUGGAAGAAAGAGAUUUGCUUUGGUCAAGAGCCCGACGAAAGUCCAGGGAGGGAAGAGCAGCAUGACCGCGCGCAGCACGACCUGCGGGAACUGGAGGAAAGGUACCGUCACAGCCAGUCGGAGCGGGAGCAGCUUCAGGAGGAACUCUACCUGUGCAGGGAGGAGAUUGAAAGGCUAAACGGCAACAUCCCGACAGGAGGACGGGUCCCCGAUGGAGGGAUGAAGCCGUUCGGUCUGUUUGUCAUCUGCGCAGGAGGCUUAAUCUUGUACUCCUGCUUGAAGAAAUUCAACAACAGUGGAUCGCUGACCUGAGGACCCUCCCGGCUUCCUGGUGGAGAGGACCACACUUGCCACGCGCCCUGUCCCCCGUCCCAACUUGGUGACAACCAAGCAACAAGCACUCUCCCCGAACCCAACUACUCAGAGGAGUUUCUGGA